AACCUCUGUGACUAUGUGUUAUCUGUGUCUGAGAACAUAACCUAAAAUAAGAACAUUUUAUAGCAGCACUGAAUAAUUUUGAUUACUUUAUUUCGCUCAUUAUUUAUUACAUGCUUUGUAUGACAAAAAUAUAUUUAUAUUAAGAAAAUAUUAUCUUUAUUUCUCUCUAAAGAAAAUGGGUGGGAUAAACAAAAACAGGAGGCGCAAUAAUAAUCGUAAUAAUAAAAAAAAUAAAAUAAAAAAGUCUAAGAAGCUAGCCGAGUUAAAAAACUUAUCCUCGGAAGAGCAAGAUCAGGAUUUGGAUCUAAACAAACAAGAAGAAAUUUCCACAAUCGCUCAAAAAAGACCUCAUGAUGAUGAUACUGGUAAUGAACAGAUACCCAAGAAAAAAAAGAAACAAUUUGUGGCAGCGGAGAGUUCAGAAGGAACUAAAAGUCAGAAAAAGAAAUCGAUACGUCAAUUAAAAAGGGAAAAAUAUUUAGAACGUUUAGCAGUAGCAGAAGCGGCAAAUAAAGACCAACUUAAGGAGCAGUGUCUCAACUAUUUAUCGCAAUGGAAACAUGAUCAACCUAACUGGAAAUUUAUGAAAGCUAAACAAAUUUGGUUAAACAAAAACAAAUUCUCAAGGACUCUUAUACCAGAUGAAUCAUGGCCUUUGUUAUUAGAAUAUUUGCAAUCUUCUAAGGGUAAUAUACGUAAUAUGCUACUUAACGAUGCAAAUAAAAUAAUUAAGGAAAUGGAAGAAUGGACAGAAUCACAAGAAAAUCAAGAAGAGGAAACUGCAGAUGCAGACGAAAUUCCAAAAGCAAAAAAGCCUGAUGAUGUAAUCUAUAAGAGAGCUAGAGAUUUAAUACAAUGCCUAGAAGAAUAAUACUGUUUGUUUUUUUUAUAUUUUUAUUCAACUACAUAUUGGUAACAAUGAAUAAUUU
Molecule: messenger RNA, 929 nt
Organism: Achroia grisella
Lineage: Eukaryota; Metazoa; Arthropoda; Insecta; Lepidoptera; Pyralidae
Exons: 1
Coding region: 176-871 (231 amino acids)
Source: RefSeq, a predicted model, not a curated record